Paramuricea clavata is the source of this 318-nucleotide messenger RNA. The record is from the annotation of a GenBank genome assembly. Lineage: Eukaryota; Metazoa; Cnidaria; Anthozoa; Malacalcyonacea; Plexauridae.
AUGCACGUGGAAGUCGAGAUGAUCCUUGGUACUGGUCUUGGUAAUCGUGUGUGUGUGCGGUGUAACAAAGACUUCUUUAAUGAUGAUUUGAUUGUGAACUCCGCGAUGCAAAAACUACUUCAAUACUGUCAUUCGCACGAAAACGGUGGAACAUUUACUAAGGAAUUGGUCAUGAUGUCAGAGGGUAAAUCGUGGACCGAUUCAGAAACAAAUUUGAUGAAAAUGGACAUUAUUGCUUUGCUCGAAAAAAAAGGAUUCAAGAUAGUAGCUGCUACUAGCAUUGAUCAGGGAAGAGAGAUGCUCAUGUUGAGUUCAUAG